Molecule: messenger RNA, 270 nt
Organism: Paracoccidioides brasiliensis Pb18
Exons: 2
Coding region: 1-270 (89 amino acids)
Source: RefSeq, a predicted model, not a curated record
AUGCCACCACCCUCAGACACUGUCAAUCACCAUCUGAUAUCUCAAAUAUCCACAAACCUGUCAAACACCCUCUCCUCCUUCGGGCCUUCGUCUACCCAAUACGCUGCAGUGCUGGAUAUGUUGAGAGAGAGUAUUCUUCGGGAGUUGGAGAGGGAGAAGGAGAGGGAGAGUGUGGAAAUGAGCUGUGUGCGGGUUGAUAGUAGUGGUGGCGAUGGUGAAAACAUCAUUGAGGGGUUGAGAGAGCUGUUGGAAAAGGCGUUACGUGUUUAA